This is a messenger RNA of Ruditapes philippinarum (Manila clam), 3542 nucleotides long. RefSeq names its product lon protease homolog 2, peroxisomal-like. Lineage: Eukaryota; Metazoa; Mollusca; Bivalvia; Venerida; Veneridae. Gene Ontology annotation, molecular function: ATP hydrolysis activity; ATP binding; ATP-dependent peptidase activity. Bases 74 to 2611 code for a protein of 845 amino acids. Gene Ontology annotation, biological process: protein catabolic process; protein quality control for misfolded or incompletely synthesized proteins; protein targeting to peroxisome. Gene Ontology annotation, cellular component: peroxisomal matrix. The transcript is spliced from 17 exons. The record is from RefSeq and is a predicted model, not a curated record.
GCCUUGUAAUUAUGCACGGAUAACCUUUGAUUUUUCCCUAAACUUCUAGAAAAAAGGUAAACAAACUAGCAAAAUGUCAAAUUCAAUAUCGAUUCCGCGAAAGCUUCCACUUUUGUUGGUCGAAGAUAAUGUCCUCCUACCUGGAUCAUCAAUGCGGAUUCCCGUUCGCAACAUGAUUAAUAUGAACAUGGUAAAGAGCCACUUACUGAGCAGGAAUACUUUGAGCAGUACUAUUGUAGGAGUUAUACCUAGAGAGCCAGUUGAUGAUUCACAGACAGAUGAACUGUCAGGCCUACAUUCUAUUGGAACAGCAGCUGUUGUUGUGCAGGUAACAGGAACAAACUGGCCCAGGCCAUCAUACACCUUGCUGGUUACUGGCUUGUGUAGAUUUAGACGGGAACAAUUGCUGCAAGAAUCACCAUUUCCAAUAGCAACAGUGACACAACUUGACAAACUUUCAGAUGAUGCUGAAGAUGAUCUAAACAGUAAUAGAGAGCUGGGAAAUCUGGCUGAGAAUUUUAGAGAGCAGGCAUCCAAACUAGUUGACAUGCUUGAUGUCUCUAUACCAGUCGUAUCUAAACUAAAGAGAAUGCUAGAGAGUGUACCUAGCCAACAUCUGCCUGAUAUCUGUGCAGCUAUGGUUAAAGCUUCGUACACAGAGAAAAUACAAGUGCUAGAUGCUGUAGAUCUUCUCGACAGAUUUAAGAAAGCCCUACCUUUACUGAUGAGGCAGAUUGAAGGGCUGAAGUUGUUACAGAAAGCUAAAAAGGAUCGAGCAUUGGUAAUCAAGGACUCUCGUAAGGAAGGUGGGCGGCCAGGAAAUAUGAGACGUAUAUUCCGUGGUAAGAUGAAGAUGGACAUUGAUGAUGAUGAUAAUGAGGAUAAUGAUGAACUACAUGACCUUGAAGCUAAAAUAAAGCAAGCAGAAAUGCCUGACCAUGCACAUAAGGCAGCAAUAAAGGAGCUGAAAAGAUUGAAAAAGAUGCCUCAACAUAUGCCUGAACAAGCUAUGAUUAGGAAUUAUUUGGAACUAAUGGUUGAGUUACCAUGGUCUAAGAGCACCAAGGAUUCACUUGACUUGAAACAGGCUAGAAAAGACAUGGAUGCUGACCAUUUUGGACUAGAGAAAUUAAAGAAAAGAGUGCUUGAAUAUUUAGCUGUCCGACAACUUAGGAAGUCGCUAAAAGGUCCUAUCCUUUGCUUCAUUGGACCACCGGGUGUAGGGAAGACAAGCGUUGGAAAAUCUAUAGCUCAUACACUUGGCAGGGAAUUUCACAGGAUUUCCCUCGGAGGUGUAUGUGACCAGUCAGAUAUCCGAGGUCACAGGAGAACUUAUAUUGGUUCAAUGCCUGGUAGAAUUAUACAGGGGCUUAAAGUGAGUGGGACAAAUAACCCUGUCUUCCUCUUGGAUGAAGUUGACAAACUGGGUAAAAGCUUACAUGGUGAUCCGGCAGCCGCCCUACUUGAGGUCCUAGAUCCAGAACAGAAUAAUACUUUCACUGAUCAUUAUCUAAACGUGCCCUUUGACCUUUCCCAAGUUCUAUUUAUAGCUACAGCAAACAACAUGAACACAAUUCCACCAGCCCUUCUAGACAGGAUGGAAGUUAUUCAUGUUCCAGGUUACACACAGGAAGAGAAAGUGAACAUUGCUGUUCAACAUCUUAUACCCAAACAGUUAAAGGAUCAUGGACUAACACUAGAACAGCUCCAGAUUCCUGAUGACAGUAUUAAAAUCAUAAUUUCUAGAUACACAAGGGAGUCUGGAGUAAGAACCCUCGAGAGGAAGAUUGCAGGGUUGUGUCGAGCAGUAGCAGUAAGAGUUGCUGAAAGUUCGUACCAGACAAAACGUGACAAACUGGACAGUCAAUACUCAGAGAAGGAUAUAAAGAAUGAUAAGCUAAAGGACAUUACCCACGAUGCAUCAGCUCUAGCUCAUCCUCCGGAAAUGCCGAUUGUAAUUGAUGAAAGUGCAAUAGAGGACAUACUUGGUCAAGCAAUGUAUGAAAGUGAAGUUGCUCAACGACUGAUUCACCCAGGAGUUGCUGUAGGCCUGGCCUGGACACCAAUGGGUGGAGAAAUAAUGUUUGUAGAGGCUUCAUGCAUGAAGGGGGAGGGGACGCUGACUUUGACCGGACAGCUGGGAGAUGUUAUGAAGGAGUCUGCCAAUCUUGCCAUGAACUGGGUGAAAACACACGCUAGAAUGUUUCACUUUGAUGAGAAGGAGAUAUCUAAGAUGGACGUACAUAUACAUUUCCCAGCUGGGGCUGUUGGCAAGGAUGGACCGUCUGCUGGUGUUACCAUAGCAACAGUGCUGGUUUCCCUCUUUACCAAACAUUGUGUACGUUCAGAUACAGCUAUGACAGGGGAGAUUACUCUCAGAGGAAUUGUCCUGCCUGUUGGAGGUAUAAAAGAGAAAGUGCUUGCUGCACAUAGAGCAGGUAUCAGGAGAAUUAUCCUACCCAAGAGGAAUGAGAAAGAUUUACAAGAAAUUCCCAACAAUGUUAAGGGUGAGUUGUCAUUUAUAUUUGCUGUGGAACUAGAAGACGUGUUGAGAGCCGCAUUUGAAGAAACCCUUCCAUCCCUGGAACCAGCUGUUUCAAGCAAAUUAUGAGUCCAUGGGAACCAGUCAUUAUUUCAAGCCACAUCUGUGAUCAUUUAUACCAAAAGGAUAAAAAAUUUAUCUGGAAAACUUAAUUUAACACAAUCAGUGCUAAUAAAAUACAUUUUCAUUUUGUGUAUUUUCCAACUUGAAUUAUCAAAAUCUUUGUGUUAAUAAAUGAUACUGAUACAGUUGCAAGGUAGAGUGUUCAUUAGCUCGAACAUGAUAAACUACAUGUAUAUAAAACAUGAAAGUAUACCUUAAAUUACGCAGAUAUAUUAUUUGUGAUAAGAUAAGUGUGUUUGUGUUUACAAUAUUUACAAUAUAAAAGUAAUUUACUUUAAAUAUUACCAUCAAUUGCAUUGAUGACAAAAUAUGUAUUUUUUAUACUUCUGCUCUGUGUAGAUUGAUUGAGGUAAUUGAUUUAUGCAUUUUGUAAUCAAAUUAAAACAUUAAAAUUUUCAUUUUAUAUAAAUUAUGUAUUUAAUUAAUUAAGAAUAUUAAGUUACUCGAUGUGUAGUCACUAUCACUAAUCAGUUUAAGGUUUUGAUUUGCACUAUGCAUGAACAAUCAGUGAGAAAUACUGAUUUAAAAUUUGUUGAUUGUGCAAUUUUUUAUUACUAUGUAUUUGUAUUUGGUAUGUAAAUAUUCAAUGUGUAAACAAUUAAAGAGUCUAUGAUUUAUACUUUGUCUAAUUAUGUUUGUUAAAUUGGAAAUUUGUACUCUAAGACUGAAUGGCUGUUGAGAAUAAAAAUGUAAAUUGUGUUUUUUUCUGUUUUAAAUGAAAGGAUAUCAUUACAAAAAAGUAUAAUCAUUGUAGCUUCAUUGAUUUUUGAUUCAUUUUUUUUAAAUUUGAUAUUUCUAAGUUCUUACAAUGGAGCAGUACUUAGAAGAUUUUGAUUAUAAAUGAUAAUAAUUAACUGUUAAUAAAUGUAAAAAACGA